UGAGAAAUGGAACGCAAUAAUGAUUAAAUUCUACGUUACGAUUUACCGUUCUCUCGGAAUCAUUAAAUCUAUGAAUGAAGAAUGGGAAUCAUUUCUCUCUCGCUCUCUUCUAUUCAGGUGAAAGGGUACGGCAGUUUUAGGGCAUCCGAGAACGAUCGUAUAUCAUUUGAGUGGAGUUUUUGGCCGGAAGGAAAUUGAAAGGUGUUAGAAACAAAGGAAGAUUAGUUUUGUGAAGGAAGAUCUUGACAGAUUGGUUUUUUUUUUCUGAUUUUUUUUUCCUUUUUGAGAGAACGUUUCUUCCUGUGGAGGCCGAGACAAUGAACGUCUGAUGGAUUUGAGGAAAGAAGAGGGAGAUUACUCGAGUGUAGAGGAUUUAUGGAUUCAAAAUCUCCGCAUAAAGUCUUACAGUGACGUGAGUCUUCAGGAUCGAAUCUCCUAUUUGGAAGCGAAUAGUGAUGGUAAGGAUCACUGUCACUUCUCAGUGGCAUUCGAGAAGCUUGGAUUAGAACAAGAGAAUUCAAGUGAGGACAUGGGACCCAAUGGUAAGUCACAGGAAACUCAGACGUGUCACUGCGAUGAUUGCGCUAUGCAAGAAUGCAGAACAAUUGCCUUCAAGACACGAGAAAUUUCUACUCUGAGACUAGUAGUUCAGGGGCCGGAAGUGCUGAAUCAUCAGGGAAUUAGACAUUUCCCGCAAGAUCUGGCGCCAUUUUGGAAAAAAGAUUCGAGAACUUGGCUAUGGAAGUCCGUUAGGCUCGCAAGGAAACGAAAAUUGAAGUCCAAGUCACUCGUCAAAUUCGCUUCCAUCGAUUCCAGUCUUAACAAAACAUGAAAUCAUUUUCUAUCCCAUCGCUUUUUUUCUUUAGAUUUAUUUUUGGUAUACUAUCAUCAAAUUUUAUAGUAAACGAAACUUUUAUGUACAUAUUUUUUGAGGAGACAGAGUAAAGUCUAUCAUGAAUA
Messenger RNA from Fopius arisanus, 960 nucleotides. RefSeq lists its product as uncharacterized. The coding region runs from base 329 to 832 and encodes 167 amino acids. The transcript is spliced from 2 exons. The record is from RefSeq and is a predicted model, not a curated record. Lineage: Eukaryota; Metazoa; Arthropoda; Insecta; Hymenoptera; Braconidae.